GAGCCAAUCCAUUUCAGGUCCAGAUCAGUACAUCUGCGCAGAAUCUGUGCAUCGUUGCAACAUAUCCUGUAUUUCCUGGUGACGUGCAUCUUCAUAUUGGAGCAAGCUAAAUGUGAGUCAAUGCGAUCAUUUUGCCAUUAAAUAAAACAGUUCUUGGAACGAAAAUGUUCAAAGGUUGGGGGACGUGGCUAGGAUUAGAGACAGCGGCAAAGCCAGCGGAGAAUGAACUGGGCGAUAUUGUCCUAGAAGCGGAGACAAAAGAAGCAAAAGAGAGUGAAGUUAAAAAACAAGAGGUGACUGUGCAGGAUGAAGAGGUUCCAGCUCAACUACUUCUCCAGCAAGCUAAAGGCUUCAGCGGUUACCUGUAUAAUAUUGCAACCUCCGCUACAAAGAAGAUAUCUGACUCUGUGACCGAGACUGCGCAGACUAUCAAGAAAAGUGUGGAAGAGGGGAAGAUUGAUGUGAUAAUUGACAAGACUUUUCUAGGAGAUUUCCAGAAAGAACAGGAAAAGUUUGUCCAGGAAAAGAAUGCAAAAAAGACAGAUGCAGCAGUGCCUCCUUGGGUUGGCUACAGCGAGGAAGAGACCAUACAGCAGCAGAUCUUGGCCUUAUCAGCUGACAGGAGGAACUUCCUGCGGGACCCCCCCGCUGGGGUCCAGUUCCACUUUGACUUUGACCAGAUGUUCCCCACUGCUCUGGUGAUGCUGCAGGAGGACGAGCUCCUGAACCGCAUGCGCUUCGACCUGGUCCCCAAACAAGUGAAGGAGGCGGUGUUCUGGAGGAACUACUUCUACCGUGUCUCCCUCAUCAAGCAGUCUGCCCAGCUGACAGCUCUUGCAGCUCAGCAACAGGCUGCAGAGAAAGUGGAGGAGGACAAGGGCAACGUUGGCCCUGAAGAUGUACAUCUGACAGAGAACAUCAGGCCAAAAACCCCUCCCACCGCCAUCAAGACAACAGCAAAGGCCAAUGAGCACGAGGACGAGGAGAUAUCCACCAGCCCCGGCGUGUCCGAGUUCGUCAGCGACGCCUUCGACUCGUGCGACAUCGACCAGGACGACCUGCGGAAGGAGAUGGAGCAGCUGGUGCUGGAGAAGAAGCCUGAGGAGUCCGCCCCUGACGACGAGACCGCUGAAUGGGAGAAGGAGCUCCAGCGCGAGCUGCAGGAGUACGAGGUGGUGACGGAGUCUGAAAACCGCGACGACAACUGGGACCGGGAGAUUGAGGAGAUGCUGCAGGCGGAGGGCUAGGUCAGCUGUCCCGGGCCGAUCCGACCUCCCCCGUUCCACCCCCACCCUCCACCCCCCCCCAUCCUCCACGACUGGGGGGGGGGGGGACCGCCGCAAAAGGAACAUGACAUCACGGACAGUGACCAGGUCAAGCAGUCGCGGAAGCCCAUUGGCCGCUGCAGAGCUCGAACCAGGCUGGCGUGUGCUCGCCGGCCCUCUGUGGGAGCGGAUGUCCCGCCCCCCAGCUGUCUGUCAUACUGUGCCCUCUCGUCUGCACACGUUUCCCGGACUUCACCCGUCGCGCAAGGCCGAGCGUUUCUCAGAAAGGCCAGAAUCCACAUCACUUGGGUCUACCUCUGGUCGUUUGCCUCGGUCAAAGAUGUGGGCACGCUCCUCUGUCGGACUGCGCGCACCUCAAGCCUCAGUGGCAGUCACAUACACGUAACUGGGCAUCCAGACAGCUCCCUCCACAGCUCACAAGCCACAUAAAAGAUCCUGACCUGCAGGGAGCGAACAGGCCUGACCGCAGCCCUGCAGUGGCAAAGAGGCACAACACUCAUCUCUUAGCACUUUACAGAGCCUCAUGUUCCAGGUCAGGAACACGGUUUAUGAUCAUGGAAUUAUAAUUGAUGAAGUUGAUUCAGGCACCUUGUGAAAACUGUUAUGCUGAAUUACAGCAUGAAAUGUUAUUUUUUUGCCACCAAUACAUCUAAUGGUCACACUUUAAGGGUACAUGAGUUGGCAUUAACUAAUGUAGUUAUUAAUUAACCAUGUACAAAUACAUAAAGCUGUACAGAUUAACUUCUCAGUAGUUAGUUAACACCCACAUUAGUUAUUGCCAAUUCAUGUAACCGUAUUGUAAAUUCCUACCCAUCUAAUUUUAGUCUACAUUAUUUCUUUCCAUAAUAGGCAAGAGGGGUAUUUAUUUUAUAGUAUGUAGAUCAAGUUCAGAACUGCAAACUGACAGUAUGCAUUCCCACAUAUUGGUGUGAAAAAUCUAAAAUCCAUUAUUGUAUAUGGACACACAAACAUUUUUCAUCUCAGUCCUCAACGCUGUGUAUUUUUGUAUUUUGGAAAUUAAGAUUUUGAAGGCCUUUUUUUAAAAAUCAAACAAAAUCCAAGAAGUCAACUCCACCAACGCAAGGGACCACAAUCACGUGUGUGAGUCAUACAUGGAGUGUAUAACGGUUACCAUGCAGUGUCUUCUAAUCUGGAGUUUUGUUUUUUUUUGUUUUUUUUAAAUAACAGCAUUUGUAUUGCAGCCCUACAAGCUUUCAUCUACGUAUAAAAUGUAACCCCACAUUUUGCUGUUGACAUUCUUCUUUUUUCUAAGCUCCACAUCUUGAGGGUUGGAUGCAGUAUUCGAUAGGACGGUUUCCUCCUUCUGUGCUGUGUCUUGGCCAAUCGCAGGGAAGGAAAAGAAUGUGCUGUGUGACCAAAGAGAAUGACAACAUGUUAAAUCAUCCUUUGCCCUUUUCCCUGGUUACAGCGAAUGCAUCCGCGUUGGCCUGCCUUUACUCCAAUGACCUGAAAAGAUUUCACUAUUCUUAAGACAAUUAUGAAACGACUGCAAGGCCAAUAUGGCUUUGCCAUGUCUGUGGAUUGGGGAGAAUAGUGGAAAGGUCUUAUUGUUGAUUUCUGUAAGUUACUUCUAUAUGUGUCACUGAACGGCUUAAUCUCUUUUAGUACAAUGGGUGAGUUUUGAUUUUCUACCGCUCUCGAUAUUCAUUCUGUGUUAAUUCUCUCUUUAAAAGGUUUGGUGGUUGUUGGACUUGAUGGGUUCCUCAAUGACAAUGUUUUCUAAAUGACAUUCUUGUGAUAUUUAGUAAGGUGGAAUAAGUAAAACCUUCACAUGUAAUAUGGAAUAUGUGAAAGCCUAUCUUGUUCAUUUCUGUCACUAUUAAAAUAAAAACAUUUUCCUUGGCA
This is a messenger RNA of Conger conger (European conger), 3152 nucleotides long. RefSeq names its product synapse-associated protein 1-like. Bases 165 to 1247 code for a protein of 360 amino acids. Gene Ontology annotation, cellular component: cytoplasm; synapse. The record is from RefSeq and is a predicted model, not a curated record. Lineage: Eukaryota; Metazoa; Chordata; Actinopteri; Anguilliformes; Congridae. The transcript has 9 exons.